UGGGGUUGGCGAAAGGGAGAGAAGAGUCGGCAAAGGCGUGCAUUUUAGUACUGCAUAUUAAAGCCGAUAUGAGUUGAUCAGUUAACUUGCAUUGCUAACUUGCCUUGUAGCACAUCACCAGCACAAUCCGCGUUGAAACAAACUAUGCCUUUGCUGUUGAGCGACACUGACGGUUGUAAGCCUUGACGCUCCUUUACUUCACAAUGCCCACGGCUAGGCCGCUUGAGGUUGAACUGUCAGAAAGUAACAUGACAAUGUCGACUAGCUUAGGCGGUUCGCCCAGCUCACCUGCGGCCCUUACUACGUCAGCAACGCCCCUUAACCUGGUUCCCGAAAAGGCAAUGCUAGGCCACCAGAUCCGUAGCACAGUGGCCGCUCAGUAUUGGGGACCAUCUGUGGCGUCCACGUCGGCGCCCGAUGGCUCGGGUGCCAUGUCGAUCUCGGAUCCCUCGCCGUUGCCUCUCUUGGUUGGUUCGGGUUUAUCACGACCCCAUCUCAUCCUAGCGACCCAAGCGCUAAAGCUGCCGGGCCAGCCAUCGCCUCCCGGGCUGCCAUCCUUUUGUGGAAGCCAGGGCGGAAUGGUCAUCGACCGCAUGCUCCCCAUCCGCGGCGGGGAGGGCUGGUGGGCUGUGCUGGGAGGCCGGAUGCGGCUGGGGAGGCUGGCGGCAGCAGCGGAGGGCGACACGGGGAGCAGGCAUAACAGGGCAGCAGAGAUGUUGGCGGCGGUUGCGGAUCCGUCGUGCUACAGCCUGGGAGCAACCGCAAGAGUGCAACUGAGCAGGCACACAGUACUGCGCUCUCGUUUGGAUUGGAGCCCCCCGGCCGACUCCCAUCGGAGCCUCUGCAACCGCCAAAACCGCCAGCAACAACAACAAGCCCAACAACACCUACAGCUGGUCGGCAACAGCGACAGCAUCGGUGCCGCUCUCGCAACUGCCCCAAACGGCCUAGCCAACAACAUCAGCACCGCCACGGGCAGCAGCAGCAGCAGCAGUAGUCUGCAUCCGCCCCCGACCAACAGUGCUGCAGGCCGCCGCUGGGCUGCUGCUGCGCCCUCCUCACGCUCGUCCACACCUGCUUCUCAACUGUCGUACGUCCACGCCCCCUCCUUGUCCUCCCUGCUGCUACAGCCGCUGUCGCUGUCUUGUCAACUGAAGUCUCGCUGCUUGGGAGCAGGCACGGAAACACGUGCGGAUUUAGCGCUAGGGCAGCGCAUGGCGAUAGCAACAACGUGUCCUAAUGAGGCUAGUGUUGGUGCGGGCACGGGUACGGGUACGGGUACGGCAACUGCACGGACGCCGCUGCUGCUGGGUCUGCAGGCGGGGACUGCGGCGGCGUCUCGGGCGCCAUUCGUCUGGCGGUGUGGCGUGUUGCAGGUGACGGCGCCGCCUGCGAUACAACUGUCAACUGCCGCGGUUGGCAGCCCUAUCAGCCGUCGAGCCGGGAGCAGGGACUUGGCGGAGGCGGCGGAGGAGCUGCGGGAUGAUGGGGAGGCGGCGGGUGCGGAUGUUGGUCAGGACUGGUCUCUUCGCAGCGCUGUGUACUUGCAGGGCACGGCAGCUGUACAAGGGGAGCGCUACCUUUGGCGAGCGCCCAAGAAGUUUCAGCGACGGAACCAGGCGGUGGCGACCUCUGCCAAUGCGGCGUCGGCGGCGGCAACAACUGGCGGCGGCGGCGCUGGCGAUACGACUGCCGUCGCCGCCACUGGCGGCGGCUCGGCGUCGUUACCUCCUUCCCCAGGACUGGGCCCCCACAACCCAGUACGGCAGGCCGCGUCGUACAUGCUCUCUCGCAUUGGCGGUGGCGGCGCCCGCGGCGGCGACGACGAGGAUAACGACAGCGACCGCGGCCGAGUUGGCGGCGGCGCUGCCGCCGCCGGUGUCAAUGCGCCAUUCGGCGUGUCGCUGCCAUCGGCCAACCAAGUGCAAGAGUCAUUGAUCGACGCGACUCAGUCGCUGAGCCGGCUGCGUGACGACGUAACGCAUGCGACCCAGUGGGUCGGCGGCGGCGGCCUAGUGGAGCAGCUGGAGCAAGGCGACGGCGUCGGCGGCGGCGGCGAAAGGCGAAUGCGGAGGCCCUGGCUGCCAAUGGGGCAGCAGGCGCAGUCAGUGCCCCCAGCCACCCCCUGGAGCUCCUUCGUGGGGGAGCCGCACGUCCGAGUGGCGGGCAUCGUGGGCGUCACCGCCCGGACUCCCCUCAUCCAUGUGACCCAUGGGUCAGCCCCUCCGUCUGCAUCUUCCCAACAGCCCCAUGCCCCUUCUCAACAUCUGUUUCCCAUGCGGGUUGCGUGGCUGCAAGACUGGGGACUGAAGCGCUUGCUGUCCUCCUUUGCCGGCAACGGUGGUGGCGGCGGCGGCGGAAACAUCGUUGAAGCUAACGACCACAACCACCACAAUGUCCCCAACAACGGCUUCAACGACCCGUACUAUACCGCCGGCAGCGGCAACAGCAACACCAGCAGCUCCGCGCACGCAGCGCACGCACAAGCGCCCCUCUCCGUCGCUGGCAGCAGCAGCGGCACCCCUCCCGCGGGAGCCAUGCGCCCCUUUGCAAGUGCGGGGCUGCAGGUCCAAGCCGGCCGGUUCAGCAGCUGGUUCCUGGACUUUACGCGCCUGGCAGUGCAACUGGACGCGGGCCUGUGGGGACCCAAGACCUCACCCGCACCCGCCCUCCUCCGUCCCCAGCAGGGGCUGUCCGGUCUACCAGCAGCCCCCUUCGUCCGGCACCCCGCCUUCGCCAUCGGUGACACCGGUGCCUGGCACUGCGCCUCGCUCUCCCUCUGUCAGCAGCUGCUGGGCCCGCUGCGCCUCUCUGCCGACUGGCGCUUCAGGCUGGAGAGCAACUGCCCACUGCUGCGGCCGCCGCAGGAAGGCAGCGGCGCUGGCGCUGGCGCCUGCUCCGCCUCCUCCGCUGCUGCUGUCGCUGCGGCCGAGGGCGGCGGCAGCAGCGGUAGGAGCAGGCUGUUGGGCCACCUGGGCGGCAUGCGGGGGCGGCUGGCGGAGGCGGUGUACGGGUUGGAUCUGGCGGUGCCGGGGGUGGCGGGUGCGGCGAGGCUGGUGGCUUGGUACUGUCCGCAGCGGCGGGAGGGCAUGCUGGAGGUGCGGCUGUUCUAGGGAGUGGGGAGGGGUGAAAGAAGGAUACCCGGUGUGCUGAAUGAGAAUGAGAUCGGGGUGGGGAGAGGAGGCGGAGGAGG
This is a messenger RNA of Astrephomene gubernaculifera, 3193 nucleotides long. The record is from the annotation of a GenBank genome assembly. NCBI's taxonomy places the organism in Eukaryota, Viridiplantae, Chlorophyta, Chlorophyceae, Chlamydomonadales, Astrephomenaceae.